UGCCCUGAUGUCAUGAUCUCUGUAUCCCAUCCAACCUAGUGUAAGGAAGUUACUUUUUUGAUAGGACUGGACAAGGACUGGUUGCCAGACAUGACACAGAGAAAUUCUAUGUCCAUAUAACAGAUUAUCAUUCAGAAAACAUCCCAAAAAGAUUGGAUCAUUCCCCAGAGAGAGAGGAAACUAAAGAUACCCAAUACAAAGACAUUUCUUCGAUCGUACUUGACAAGGACUGCUUGUUGGACACAACACAGGGAAAUUGUGUGUCCAUAUAACAGAUUAUAAUUCAGAAAAGAAGAUGGAUUCAUUCCCCAGGGAUUAGAGGAAAGUAAAGGUGUUUGCGACAGUUAGGAGAGACCAGCAGCCCACAGAAAGUUUCAGGAUUACUGAGCUGAGGACAUCAUCAUCAUCCCUGCCCCCAAUGGAGCCUGGCCUUGAAAAUGGAAACAGAAGUCACAGGGUUAAUUUCAUACCAGAUAAUGUAGCUACAGCAAUCAUUGGUGUCACUCUGCUUUUCUGCCUGUUGGGGCUGGUGGGAAAUGGGAUUGUGCUCUGGUUCCUCGGCUUUCGCAUUAAGAGGAACCUCUUCACUGUCUAUGUUCUCAACCUGGCUGCCGCUGACUUUGGCUUCCUCCUCUGCUUGCCUAUUUCCCUCACGGUGUACGUCGCACAUUUAUUUAACUUAUUAUUCUUAAUAACAAUCAUGGACUUGCUGCUUGUGUUCACGUACAGCACCAGCUUGUACCUCCUGACAGCCAUCAGUGCCGAAAGGUGUGUGUCUGUCCUUUUCCCCAUCUGGCACAGAUGUCGCCGCCCAACGCACUUGUCUGCUAUUGUCUGUGCCUUGCUCUGGGCUCUCUCCUGCCUGUUCUCUGGACUGAGAGCAUAUUUUUGCUUUUCUGACUCCUAUGAACGUUGCAUGGUGGUGCUCGCUCAACUCACUGGCACAAGUUUCCUAAUAUUCACCCCUAUCAUGGUUCUAUCCAGUCUGAUCCUGAUCAUCAAGGUCCGCUGUAGCUCCCAGCGACGCCCACCAGGAAAGCUCUACGUCGUUAUCCUGCUCUCUGUCCUCUUCUUCCUCCUCUUUAUUGUUCCCUUCAGUAUUCUUGCCUUCUUCCUGAAUAUUGUUAAUUAUAGCCAUUUCAUCGCUACGGGUUUCAUGCUGGCCUCUCUCAACAGCAGCAUUAACCCGGUUAUUUACUUCUUUGUCGGGAGCUACAAGAAACGACAAUUCAGAGGAACCAUCAAAAAGGCACUCCAGAAUGUGUUUAACGAUGAAGCAAAUACCAGUGAGGCAAAUCCCAGUGAGGAAGGGGUUAAGGAUUCGGCCAAUUAAAUCCCUAUGCAACCAACCAAGAACCUAUUAUGGACGUUUCUCUAGAACAAUGGUUCUCAGUAUGCAGGCUGCUUGCAGCCCAAACAGCACACGUGACAGCCUCAGGCCCAGACCGGCGGUAACUACAUUGUGUGGCUUCAUAUGCGGCUCACGAUUGGUUGAGAAUCACAGAUCUAGAAGGAUCAUAAAAUUCAAAGAAAUUAGAGAUGAGAAAGUUCCUCUCUUUCCAUUCUUCUGUGUUCUGCGUAUCUCGAGGACUGCUAUCAUCACUCAGGGCCCGAUCCUGGUGCCGCUGAAAUCAGAGGCAACAUUUCCUUUGGAUUUAAUAGGAGCAGGACCAUACCGUUCGUUUUCCCUAUAAUGUAAGGGAAAUCUCUUACCAUGAAUAUUUCUUUGGAUGUUCUAUUUCUCCAAUAUGAAGUAAAUUAGUUUGAUCUGAUGUAAGCAGGGUCGGAACAAACUCAUCCUUGACAUGGUAAACUGAGGCAAAGCACAAUGCCCAAAAUACUGUGAGGAGAUUGUUUAACUUAUUAUUUGUAUGCUUUCAAGUCACUGGAGCAGUGUUACCCAAACAAAUGUUGUGUUUUCUUCUUUUAAUUAAACUUUGCAUUUGUUAAACAGGGAUUCAGUGCUUGCAGUAGAAGUAUUGUUUCAGAGACGUAGCCAGAGUGGUGUACAUCUUUCCCAGGUUCCUGGCAGGCGGGUUUAUGCUGGUUAUAUUCUAUACUGUUUAGCGGAUUCCUUAGAUAUGGAACCCUGUAAUGUUUGUUGCCACCCCCAUGUGGCAGACCGGUCACCCUGAUAAUGACAUGUUUGGAGGGUGUGUUACUGUUUCUUCUCUACAGGCUGCUUGUAAAUGACUUCUCGCCGCUGGUAAACUAGGCUUGGUAAUGUGGGGAGUGAACACGUGUGGAUUUAGGAAAAACGGUCUCAGGAAAAGACGUGAAAUCUCAGCAUAAAGCAACUUGUUGGGAGAGCACCUGUACAGGGACAAUCCACAAAACGUGCAACAUGGCACUGCCUGCCCUCUGACUUCUGUACCUUAGUCCUGGAAAUAUUCCCUUCUGUUCAUACUAAAAAGAGUAAACUCAGAUGGGAGUUUAUUCAAUUGCAAAAGUGCCCUGGCAUUGCAGAGCCAUGUAUUAAAUUGUGCUUUCAGAUUCAGUCUCCCCUAGAGAUUUUCACCUGGGGCCGUUCUUUCCCCACACCCAACGUGCACUUUCCUUUUCCUCUUUCUGUUGACUGGUUUGCAGCAGGAAGCCCUGUCAAUGGACAUGCCUCACAGAAACAGAGCAAAACAGAGUCUCACAGAAAUGGGCCGGUUGGAGAAAGUUGCUGACUGUUCUUUUCGAAGAUGGAACGCUGGCUCAGGCUGUGGCCUUUGUGACACUGUGUCUAGGAAAGAUGACCCUUUAUAUCACUUUUAUAAAAUUACCAGAAGGCAUGAAUGGAAAAGCUACGAUCUAUCAAGUACAAUUCUCCUGAUUAAAGCCACAUAUCUUCUUUGUAUCUAAAGUUAGGAAUAUUGGCCAGGUAUUUCCAUCUCCAAGAAGUGUGUUGUUCCAGGGCCACACACCAACACAAAAUGACAGAUUUACAUCAGGAUGAGACAGCUCUCUGUUGUUAGCAUGUUAAGGACACUUAUCGCACAAUAAGACAUUGAAAAAAUGCAUCCCUCCCAAUGGAUUCUUCCUGUGGACACCUCAGCUAGCAAGACACCAGCAUCCAUCCUUGUGACUCAGCAAAACAUGGAAGGACAUGUGAAGAGAACAGGUAACCUAAGACUCUGUCCUGGGCCACUAACUUUCCAUUCAACAAUGUUGUGGGCUUUGUUUGGGACAGUUAAUUUACAUGCACAUGGAAGAUUCCCCAUAGACACCUCAAUUUUACCUCUUUGCUGCUCUAAUUCUCUUAAUUAUGGAUUUACAAGUCAAAGGGCUAUCUUGAACCAUGGAAUGAAGACCUACCAAACUUUUGGAAGUGACCAGAGAGACUUUUGCCAGCCAGCAGCCUGUUCCAGCAUUUCUACAAUCCUGACAGAAACACUUUGCAAUUGUUUGUAUUUAAAUUAUCUAUUAACCAUUUGUAACUAUUCCUUUCUUGUAGUAUUAAAUCUAGAUACAUAUUGACCUGGA
Molecule: messenger RNA, 3468 nt
Organism: Pelodiscus sinensis (Chinese soft-shelled turtle)
Lineage: Eukaryota; Metazoa; Chordata; Testudines; Trionychidae
Source: RefSeq, a predicted model, not a curated record